AUGAUUUUAGCUUCCGGUGGCGAAUGGGUUGACUCGUUGAUUGAAGGAGGUGGAAACUGGAAUCUUUUAAUGACUGUCGACCGCUCAGUGAGGCCAGAUACAGGAAUGAUAAACACUGCACCAACCGUGGACUUGCCUCCUAUCCUUUACUGGAAGUUCGGAUGCUCCUACAAGUUCAAGUUAGCAGUCGAUGAUGUUGAUAAAGAUAUUACAAAGUGUCGAUGGGCUACUGGCAGAGAAUGCCAAGGUGUUUGCAAAACAUUUAAAGGAGCUACUUUGAACGAGCCAGAUUGUUCCAUCGCAUUUACGGCAAAUGAAAGCGUCGGCUACUUUGCAGUAGCUUUACAAAUAGAAGAUUUUCCUAACAAAACAGCCACGAAACCUUUAAGCAGCAUACCACUUCAAUUUCUGGUGAAGAUAGAAAAUGGCACCGGGUGCUUAGACGAACCAGUGUAUCUUUUCCCUACCCCUGCUGCAAAUGAAAACUACAACGUUACGGUCGGUGAAACUUUCAAUAUGACCAUAAAAGCUCGAGCACUAAAUGUGGUGAGAUCAAUCACAAUCAUCUCCACCAAAAGGAUUACACGAUCCCUGAAUAUGAAGAAAAAUGAUUCAUCAUGGUAUUACAUCACAUCGACAUUUGCUUGGAAACCGACUUUUUCGGAUGUUGGAAAAGUCCACACGUUCUGUUUUAUUGCAUCAGACACAAACGGAGUUAUAAGUACAACACGUUGUAUACAUGUUCAAGUUGCAGAUAUCGAUGACUGUAACCCUAAUCCAUGUUUGAAUGGGGGUACAUGUACAGACGGGAUUAACGAUUAUAUAUGCACAUGUGCUGCUGGCUUCACUGGAGAAAAUUGUACAACGAAUAUCGAUGAUUGUACCUCUAAUCCAUGCUUGAAUGGGGGUACAUGUGACGACGGGAUUAACGCUUAUACAUGUACAUGUGCACCUGGUUUCACUGGAUACAACUGUAAAUCGGAUAUCGAUGACUGUAGCCCUAAUCCAUGUUUGAAUGGGGGUUCCUGUAUUGAUGGGAUUAACGUUUAUAUAUGCGCAUGUGUUGCUGGUUUCACUGGAGAAAAUUGUACAACGAAUAUUGAUGAAUGUAAGCUUAGUCUAUGCUUGCAUGGGGGUACAUGUACGGACAGGAUUAAUGCUUAUGCAUGUAAAUGUGCAGCUGGCUUCACUGGAGACAAUUGUGAAAUGAAUAUCGAUGACUGUAGCCCCAAUCCAUGUUUGAAUGGAGGUGCAUGUACAGACGGGAUUAACGAUUAUAUAUGCACAUGUGCUGCUGGCUUCACUGGAGAAAAUUGUACAACGAAUAUUGAUGAAUGUAAGCUUAAUCCAUGCUUGCAUGGGGGUACAUGUACGGACAGGAUUAAUGCUUACGCAUGUAAAUGUGCAGCUGGCUUCACUGGAGACAAUUGUGAAAUAAAUAUCGAUGAUUGCAGCCCUUAUCCAUGUUUGAAUGGGGGUACAUGUGAUGAUGGGAUUAACGCAUAUACAUGUACAUGUGCACCUGGUUUCACUGGUGACAACUGUACAACGGAUAUCGAUGACUGUAGCCCUAAUCCAUGUUUGAAUGGGGGUACAUGUACAGACAGGAUAAACGAUUGUAUAUGCGCAUGUGCUGCUGGCUUCACUGGAGAAAAUUGUACAAUGAAUAUCGAUGACUGUAGCCCUAAUCCAUGUUUGAAUGGGGGUACAUGUACAGACAGGAUAAUCGAUUAUAUAUGCGCAUGUGCUGCUGGCUUCACUGGAGAAAAUUGUACAAUAAAUAUUGAUGAAUGUAAGCUUAAUCCAUGCUUGCAUGGGGGUACAUGUACGGACAGGAUUAAUGCUUACGCAUGUAAAUGCGCAGCUGGCUUCACUGGAGACAAUUGUGAAAUGAAUAUCGAUGAUUGUAGCCCUUAUCCAUGUUUGAAUGGUGGUACAUGUGACGAUGGGAUUAACGCAUAUACAUGUACAUGUGCACCUGGUUUCACUGGUGACAACUGUACAAUGGAUAUUGGUGACUGUAGCCCUAAUCCAUGUUUGAAUGGGGGUACAUGUACAGACAGGAUAAUCGAUUAUAUAUGCGCAUGUACUGCUGGCUUCACUGGAGAAAAUUGUACAAUAAUUAAAGGUUUACUUUUUUCUUUAAUGUUUUUAGAUAUCGAUGACUGUAGCCCUAAUCUAUGUUUGAAUAGGGGUACAUGUACAGACAGGAUAAACGAUUAUAUAUGCGCAUGUGCUGCUGGCUUCACUGGAGAAAAUUGUACAAUAAAUAUUGAUGAAUGUAAGCUUAAUCCAUGCUUGCAUGGGGGUACAUGUAUGGACAAGAUUAAUGCUUAUGCAUGUAAAUGUGCAGCUGGCUUCACUGGAGACAAUUGUGAAAUGAAUAUCGAUGAUUGUAGCCCUUAUCCAUGUUUGAAUGGGGGUACAUGUGACGAUGGGAUUAACGCAUAUACAUGUACAUGUGCACCUGGUUUCACUGGUGACAACUGUACAACGGAUAUCGAUGACUGUAGCCCUAAUCCAUGUUUGAAUGGGGGUACAUGUACAGACAGGAUAAACGACUAUAUAUGCGCAUGUACUGCUGGCUUCACUGGAGACUGUUGCACAAUAAAUAUUGAUGAAUGUACGCUUAAUCCAUGCUUGCAUGGGGGUACAUGUACGGACAGGAUUAAUGCUUACGCAUGUAAAUGUGCAGCUGGAUUCACUGGAGACAAUUGUGAAAUGAAUAUCGAUGAUUGUAGCCCUAAUCCAUGCUUGAAUGGAGGUACAUGCGACGACGGGAUUGACGCUUAUACAUGUACAUGUGCACCAGGUUUCACUGGCGACAACUGUACAACAGAUAUCGAUGAUUGUAGCCCUAAUCCAUGCUUGAACGGAGGUACAUGCGACGAUCGGAUUGACGCUUACACAUGUACAUGUGCACCAGGUUUCACUGGCGACAACUGUACAACAGAUAUCGAUGAUUGUAGACCUAAUCCAUGUUUGAAUGGGGGUACAUGUACAAACGGGAUAAACGAUUAUAUAUGCGCAUGUGCUGCUGGCUUCACUGGAGAAAAUUGUACAACAAAUAAAGAUGAUUGUAGCCCUAAUCCAUGCUUGAAUGGAGGUACAUGUGACGAUGGCAUUAACGCUUAUACAUGUACAUGUGCACCUGGUUUCACUGGAGACAACUGUACAACCGAAAUUAAAGAUUGCAGCAAUAAUCCAUGCUUGAAUGGGGGUACAUGUAAAGACGGGAUUAACACUUAUAUAUGUACAUGUGCAGCUGGCUUCACUGGUAACGAAUGUGCAAAUGAAGAAGAUGAAAGAGCUGACGCUGGAUUAAUACUUCUAGAAGUCGUGGGAGGACUAUUUGCUCUUGUUUUAAUUAGUUGGAUUUCAAUCUGUAUCCGCUGCAUCUGUAAGGAAUAGUGGAACGAUUGUAAUACAAAUCCGACACAGACACAUUUACAUCUUCAGUAUCAACUAUUUGCAGGGCGUAUUGUUAAGAUUGUACAUUACAAAUAUUGAAAAGAAAAGGAACAUUUUGGUCAUACAGUGUGUAUCCAUUUAUAGAAGCUUCAGAUAAGCUGGUGUGUAUUGCCGCCUAGCUUUUCAAAUGACUCUUCUGUGUUACUUCGGUAGUGGCCUUUAUUUCUCUGAUAGUAUCAAAAUAAUGUGAAAUUUCAUAUCAUAACUAAAGAAGAGAAUAUCAAAACUUUUUAUCCCUUGAUAGCAAUGACAAUUCACUGCAUUUAUAUGUGAAACAUUUUCCAUUGAUUCUACAAUAACCUAUGACAAACACUUUUCAUUUCUCACUUUUAUACUUGGCAACCUGUUUCCACUUAUUACGGACUUUCUAUUUUCAUGUUCAGUGUGCUUUUACUGCGUCUGUAAUAUUACUUUUUUUUUUUUUUUUACUUUUGAUCAGGUCGUUUUUCUAUCGUCAUUUGAACUGGAACUAAAAGUAACUACACUAUUCAGGUUCGGAAGAGAAGUGCAACGCCACAAAAGCAAUCUUGGCCUAAUUUGAUGUAAAGUCUACUUGUGAUGCCAUGAAUGAUGUUAACAAAAAUAACCUUGGUAGCGCAAAACCAAAUUGUAAUCUAUGUAUUUUUAUCAAGCCAAAUCGUUCUGUAACACUGAACGUCCCUUCAUUUUAUAGUGUAGCUAUAUCUUAACAGUAUGGUUAGAACACAAUGCAUGAAAUAAAUGUGUAGGUGGGGGUGUUUGUAGAUAGUAGGUUGUAAUUGGUGUUAAACGACACACCUACAUGAUGUUCGUUUGAUGAACUUAUUUUGUUUUCUAUAUAAAAUUAGAUAACCAUCCCUAUAGGACUUUGUUUGGUGUAAAAUCAAAAUUCUCUCCUAUUUGAAGUAUUAUUUUCUGAGUUUUACAUGUGAAUAUACAGUGAAAUAAUUCGGUCUAUAAACUGUAUUUUUUGACUGUCCGCUUUAUUCGGUGAAGUAUGAUUAUUUAAUGUCAUUAUAAAUACAUAGGAGACUGUACAGCUUUGACUAGUUCCCUUGUUACAUGAAAUGUCGUAUGUCUGUUAUGUAAUAUGCUUUUUAUCAAAAUAAGCAUUUAAUCAAAAAUAAUAAGCAUUUUAUCAAAAGUUAUAUAAAAAUGAAAAACAUGUACAUGAAGUUAUAUUGACCAGUUAUCAAAUCAGUUUAGUUCCAACAACUUGUAUAUUCUCGAUAAGCAUGAUGCUAUUUAUAUAGGCUUUGAUCAUUGCUGAACAGUCUAAUUUCUCUUUGCUUAUCUUUAGUUCAUUUUAUUUUAUCUUUUUCGCACAUUUUUGUGUUAAUGUUUGUAUUUACGCAUCACACAAACUCUUUUGUAAUGUUCUCAGAAUAUAUCUAGUAUUUCUGUUUGGUCUUUUUUAUUGCUGCUGUCAAUGAUUACACUAAUAAAUGGUUCCUUUCUA
Molecule: messenger RNA, 4909 nt
Organism: Mercenaria mercenaria
Lineage: Eukaryota; Metazoa; Mollusca; Bivalvia; Venerida; Veneridae
Product: fibropellin-1-like
Exons: 29
Coding region: 1-3411 (1136 amino acids)
Biological process (GO): Notch signaling pathway
Molecular function (GO): calcium ion binding; Notch binding
Source: RefSeq, a predicted model, not a curated record